Molecule: messenger RNA, 1778 nt
Organism: Vicia villosa (hairy vetch)
Lineage: Eukaryota; Viridiplantae; Streptophyta; Magnoliopsida; Fabales; Fabaceae
Exons: 2
Coding region: 211-1560 (449 amino acids)
Molecular function (GO): calmodulin binding
Source: RefSeq, a predicted model, not a curated record
UUGUGAUUUCAUGGCCUGCAAUACAGCUCCAUUGACUUGUGCCUGAUUUAUGCUUCCUUUUUAUGUACUUCUUAAAACACCACAACACAAUUCUAAUUUUCUUUCUCUUCCAAAACAAUUUCAUAUAUGCUUUCUUCCCACAACUUGAUUCUUUUGUCAAGAGUGUAGGUUGUAUCAAGAAUUUCUUAGCUUAAAUACCUAAAAUUAUAUAUGGCAACAAAACCUAAAGAGAGUAGUACACUUGUUGGGAAAGAGAAGAAGAAGGUCCCAUCUUCUACUUCUAUCCCUACACCAACCAAAAGGAUCGCAAAACCAUCCACAGCCAUCAAAAGUAACUCAACCACCCCAUCAGAGAAAAACAGUCCAAGCUCUCUAAAACCUACAACAAAUUUCAGACAGACCAAAACUGAGCCUGCAAACAGCCCAAGCUCUCUAAAACCUACAACAAACUUUAGGCAGACCAAAACUGAGCCUCCAAUUAAGCCUCCUGCAAUAAGAAGAAGAUCAUUUGAUAAACCACUCUCAUCUUCAAACUUAACAACACAACCCCCUCCUUCAAGACUACAUAAAGCUCUUGUAUCUCCUGGUCCUAGAGAAAGAUCUACUUCACUAAACACUAGAUCUCCCAAUGUUCCGGUUAAAAGCGUCAACCCUUUAAAACCUAUUUCAGAAAAGACACCAAGUGAUGCAAAAACUAAGCUAGUAUGGAAAAAGGCUGCAAAGAAGAUCACAGCCCCUAAUAGCAAUAUUCCUAAUUCUAAUGCUACAAAGAAGGUAUCUAAAGAUGAUCAUGCGGCUUCUGUUAGUCCUGCAAAGACCAAAUCUGUCGCUACAGAUAAAGAUUCAUCAACUGUUGAAACUGAAGAUGUUAAGGAAGUUAAAGAAGUUGCAAAUGAAGAAGUUAAAGAAGUUGCAAAUCAAGAAGUUGAGGUGAUAAAAGUGGAGAAUGAAGAACCUGCAUCUCAUGAGAAUGUUUCAUCAGAUGUCAACUCUGAAAUAGUACAUGAGCAUGAACAUGAACAUGAUAAUCAAGUUCUCGAGGAUUCUGGCACACCUCAAAAUCAAGUUGAUGAUGAGAAAGUCAUUUCUACAGUUUCAGAAGAAGCGGAAAAGGAGUCACAGGAAGAGAAACAUGAAGUUGAGCAUGAAGAGAAACAUGAAGUUGAGCAUGAAGAGAAAGAGAACAAUGAUGGGAAUCAACCAGAAGAAGUUAACCAUUCUGAGGUUGAAAGGGAAGAAGGUGUGAAUGAAAACGAACAAAACGAAAGUGUGAUUGUUAAGGAAGAUGAAAAAAGCGAGACCAGUGAAGAACAGGGAAGAGAAGAAAAGGAAACUGUUGAAGGAGGGGUAAGUGAAGAAGUUAAAGAAGUUGAAGUAGAAGCUAAGGCUGAGGUAGCGAAACCGAAGCAACAAGUAGCAGGAGGGGGAAACGGGAAGAAGGAAUCUCAAGUAUCUAAUGACAUGAUUGAGGAGACUGCAAGCAAGCUGUUGGGGAGGAAGAACAAGGUCCUUGCAUUGGCUGGAGCAUUUCAAACUGUCAUUGAUCAUCAAGCCAAAUGAUCCAUGCAUAUGCAUGUCAAGUGAGACUACUUUGCUGUCAGAUGUAUUUUAUGUGAGACUAUACUUUUGCUGAAACGAUUCAUGGAAGGGAGCAGUUUUGGAGAGAAAUUAGAGUUAUAAUUGUUUAAUUGAAAAUUCAUUUGUUGAUCUUUAAAAAACAUUGUUAUAUGUAUGUAUGUGUGUGGCAAUUACAAUUUCAACUAUUGAUUUUUCAAUUA